This is a messenger RNA of Fomitopsis serialis, 1538 nucleotides long. RefSeq lists its product as uncharacterized. The transcript has 15 exons. The coding region runs from base 153 to 1166 and encodes 337 amino acids. The record is from RefSeq and is a predicted model, not a curated record. Lineage: Eukaryota; Fungi; Basidiomycota; Agaricomycetes; Polyporales; Fomitopsidaceae.
GACAGUAGCGCACGUUGCUUAUCCGGCAUACAAGGCGGUCUCUGGACGGAUCGACAAGCCAAUGCCUUUGCUUUGAAUGCUACUCCGUUCCCCAAGAAACCCAUUGCACUAUCCUCGCAAGUCGUCUCUCUCACUCGUCUCCGAGGUCCAAAAUGUCUACGAGCAUCAGCCUGCUGUCCGGACCCGAGAUGAUUGGGUCGUUAUCGAACUGGUCGUUGCAAGGAGUCCUUUGCGCUCAAGUGUACAUAUACCACAUCUGUUUUCCCAAAGAUCCAUGGUCGCUGAAAUGCUUCGUUUAUGGUGUUUGCAUCUACGAGUUGAUACAGACAAUAUUGAUCUCCAUCGACGGCGUCCACGUCUUCGUCUUCGGAUACGGUGAUCAGGUCGACAACCUCCUCAGCUUCUACAAUGGAUGGUUCAGUCUCCCCAUCAUGGCUGGUAUCCUCUCGGCCGCGGUACAAUGCUUCUUCGCGUGGAGGAUAUUUAUGUUGUCGCGCUCCGUUUGGCUGUGCAUGUUCAUUACGAUGAUCGCCCUUGGCCAAAUGUCUAUUGCCAUCGUAAGUGGGGUCAAGAUGAAAUCAUUGACCACAGAUGAGAACGAAGCCAUCAUCAUACCGUACAUUGACACGUGGCUCGCGGGAAGCGCGCUCGCAGACAUCGUGAUAGCCAUUUCCAUGACAGUCUUGCUUACCAAAGCGAAGACCGGAAUACGGCGCUCGGAUGCCAUUAUCGACAGACUCAUUAUGCUCGGCGUGGAGACAGGCACGCUCACUGCGGUGAUUGCGACUCUCGAUCUCUUGUUCUUCACCAUACGGCCCAGGACAUAUCUUCACGCCGCGCCUGUUAUGAUGCUGUCGAAACUGUAUGCGAAUACCCUGCUGAUCAACUUCAAUAAUCGGGCACGUACGGCAAGUCUCAUGGACGGCGACGUAGUCUCUUUGGGAGCCGUCCACUCCAGCCGAAAUGGUGCCAGUACAAUGACAGGUGCAACGGACAGCCUGGACAUAGGACAAUACCGCAAAGAUGGACGUCAGACUCGCCUUUCCGCACAGGCGUCGGCACUGACCUCCGAGUCCACGAAGCCCGUUGGCGACGUCGUAUACCUCUCAGCCACCCCAGAACCGUCCGUCGACGAUGACAAUAAAGUGAUGGUCAUAGCCGAGUGAAUGGGACGAAACUCCUCCGAUUCAGAUGUCUGACGUAUCCUCCCACUGCGGAGGUUAUAUUUCAAAUGUAUCAUUAUGGGUCUUUGUAGUCAUCUUGCUCUCUGAAUCUGCUCUCCACACAGUGUCAGCUCGCUCGGUGUGAGGCUCUUCAUUUCUGAUCGGCGUUCCUAUUCCCGCUGGAGUAACAUGGUUGCUCAAGACUCGGAUCUCCCGGAGGUCAAUGUCGUCCGACUAUCCAAACUGCUAUCGGUGCCAGUACAGAGCCAUGUCGGGUUUCGGUUCCCUUCACUUCGACCCUAUCAAACAACAUGACGCGACUACAAACCAACCUUGACAGCACGCAUGCGAGGGGUGUAUGGCAAUCGCAAUCAU